Messenger RNA from Micropterus salmoides (largemouth bass), 1800 nucleotides. RefSeq lists its product as uncharacterized. The coding region runs from base 122 to 1333 and encodes 403 amino acids. Lineage: Eukaryota; Metazoa; Chordata; Actinopteri; Centrarchiformes; Centrarchidae. Gene Ontology annotation, cellular component: external side of plasma membrane. The record is from RefSeq and is a predicted model, not a curated record. The transcript has 6 exons. Gene Ontology annotation, biological process: cell surface receptor signaling pathway; positive regulation of T cell proliferation; negative regulation of T cell proliferation.
AUCAGGAGGAGGAAAGGGACAGCUGGCUGUGAACUGAUGUCCUCACUGUGUUUCUGAAGACUUCCUUUAGUGAGAAGCAGAUUAAAGAGGACUAGUUGCUUGUUGGAGUUUCUACAGGAAGAUGAAGAUGUUUGUGGUGUUUGUGAUCCUCGUGCACGUUUCCCAGCAUGCCUCAGCUGUGGAGCUGUAUGAGGGGGAGGAGUUUGUCCUGCUGCCCUGUGAGUUUCAAACGUUUGACAUAGACUACCCCACAGUGGUGUGGAGCCGCUGCGAUAUCAAUCCUCCAACCGUCCACCAGCGUCAGCAGGAAGGUGAUGAACUUACAGACCAAAACCAGCUUUACAGCGGCCGAACAUCCAUGAUGACUGACGCUCUGGAAACUGGAGACCUCAGCCUCAAGCUGACAAAACUCCAGCUCUCUGACAGCGGCAGCUACACCUGCACCGUCAGUGCGUCAGGAGGACAAUGGAGAGUGACAGAGAUACAGCUGCAGGUCAAAGAACGAUUUCCACCCUGGGUCAAAGCUUUCCUGGUUCUCCUGGUUCUCCUGGUUGUUGGUCUUGUUGCUGCUGGGGGUCUUCUGGUACAUUUCCGGCAGUAUUUCACGUCAGUCUACCAGGUGGAGGUGGAUUCAGGGGCGGAGUCUGUCCUGCUGCCCUGCAAAACCACAGUUCACCUGCCUGAAGACGUCACAGUGGAGUGGAGGGACAGAGACAAAAGGAAGGUCCAUGUGUAUCAGAACGGCUCUGACCAGCCUGAAGAACAGUACGAAUAUUACAGAGACCGAACAGAGAUGAAGAGAGACCUACAGAGAUCUGGAGACCUCAGUCUGACUCUGAAAUACCCCACUGAUGGAGACACAGACACCUACACCUGCACCGUCUACAGCAGGAAUGGAAGCAUCCUGAUUAAGAAACAAGUAGAGCUCGAGGUCAAAGGCUGUCAGGUGGAGGUGGAGGAGGGGGCGGAGUCUGUCCUGCUGCCCUUCAAGACCACAGAGAACCUCCCUGGGGUCGUCAGAGUGGAGUGGAUCCGCUCUGAACCCAAACCCUAUAAGAAGAUCCACGUGUAUCAGAACGGCUCUGACCAGCCUGACCAACAGAACCAGGAUUACAGAGACCGAACAAAGAUGAAGGAAGACCUGCUGACAACUGGAGACCUCAGUCUGACCCUGAAAUCCCCCACAGACAGAGACGGAGGAACAUACAGGUGCUACGUCUACAGCUGGACCAUCAUGAGAGGGAAAUCAGUUGUUCUCAGGGUCAAAGAGAGAAGCAGGAACAGAAGCAGCUCCACUGAUCCAACUCCUCUGAUGGCCGAUCAAUCUGUUUGAUCUUUGAUCAUUGAUCCGAUCUGACUCUGGAUCAGAGAGAAAAUGGAGGUGAAGCAGCUGAUGGAGGACGGAUGAAGACAGGAGGACGCUUUGUCAGCUUCCUCUUCACUCUGACUCCUCCUACUGACUCUCACACACAGUCUACACACUCACUAUUGAUUCCUGCUGAUCAGUGAUGUCAGAGUGAGGUCAGCGUGAUGUCACAUGGCUUGAACGGGCGUGUUUCCUGUGAACCUCCCAGCGGCUGGAUAACAGCUGCGGCUCUCUGGAUAUUUGUGGCUCGUUCUAAUGCGUGCAGUCAAACAAACUUUAUUUCUACAGACACAGAGAAGUCAGCAGCUGCAGGAAAUCAGAACCACUGACAGGAAGUUAAGAGUCAAGUUAAACCACAUGUCAGAACUUUCUACAGCAGCAGGAUUUAGAAGAUGCUGGAAGCUGCUGUCUUUAGAUUCCAUUAUUUCCAUUUC